AUGGCGGCAUUCGAGGACGAACAACCGGAGUCCGAGUACGGCGCGGUGAAAAAAGUCUCCGGCCCAGUCGUGAUCGCGGAGAACAUGUACGGCGCAGCCAUGUACGAGCUCGUCAGGGUCGGAGGAGAUCAACUCAUCGGGGAGAUCAUUCGGCUCGAAGGCGACACGGCGACGAUUCAGUGUUACGAAGAAACGGCAGGUUUGACCGUCGGGGAUCCGGUGCAACGGACGAGACAACCGUUGUCGGUGUCCUUAGGCCCAGGCGUGAUGGGGAACAUCUUUGAUGGGAUUCAACGGCCGUUGGAAACGAUUGCGCAAUUGAGCGGCGACUGCUUCAUUCCGAGAGGGGUGAACGUGCCGGCGUUGGACAUCGCGAAGACGUGGGAGUUCCAACAUCCCAAAGGCGGAGAGAAUAAGAGGUAUAAGGUUGGCGACCACAUUUCUGCCGGGGAUAUUUUUGCAGUCGUUCCGGAAAACGUGUUGAUUAGUCACAAAAUCAUGUUACCACCGAACGCGAAAGGGAAAAUCACGUACUUGGCGGAGGAAGGCGAGUACGAUUUGAAAGAGAAAGUUAUCGAGGUCGAGUUUAAUGGCGAGAAGAAGGAGUUUACGAUGUUGCAGCAGUGGCCAGUGAGAGCGCCAAGACCGACGGCGGAGAAAUUAGCCGCGAAUCAUCCGUUGUUAACCGGUCAGAGAGUGUUGGAUAUUAUGUUCCCUUCGGUGCAAGGCGGAACGUGCGCGAUUCCAGGCGCGUUUGGGUGCGGAAAGACGGUCAUUUCGCAAGCGCUGUCGAAGUAUAGUAACUCUGACGGGAUUAUUUACGUCGGUUGUGGUGAACGAGGGAACGAGAUGGCGGAAGUGUUGUACGAGUUCCCGGAGUUGACGAUGACGUUGCCGGACGGUUCGGAAGAAAGCAUCAUGAAGCGAACGACGCUGGUGGCGAACACGUCGAACAUGCCAGUCGCGGCGAGAGAGGCUUCGAUUUAUACCGGGAUCACCUUAGCAGAGUAUUUUAGAGACCAAGGGUAUAACAUCUCUAUGAUGGCAGAUUCCACGUCUCGAUGGGCCGAGGCGUUGAGAGAGAUUUCAGGGAGAUUAGCGGAAAUGCCGGCGGAUUCUGGUUAUCCGGCGUAUUUAGGCGCCAGAUUGGCAUCGUUCUACGAGAGAGCAGGAAGAGUGAAGUGUUUAGGUUCGCCGUCGAGAGAAGGUUCCGUGACCAUCGUCGGCGCGGUUUCUCCUCCGGGCGGGGAUUUCUCCGAUCCAGUCACCUCCGCAACCUUAGGUAUCGUCCAAGUCUUUUGGGGUUUGGAUAAAAAGUUGGCGCAGAGAAAACACUUUCCUUCCGUCAACUGGUUGAUUUCGUACUCGAAAUACAACAACGCGUUAGAACCGUUUUAUGAGAAGACGGAUCCGACGUUUUUGAAGACGCGCGCGAAAGCUCGGGACGUUUUACAAAAAGAAGACGAAUUGAACGAAAUCGUUCAAUUAGUCGGUAAGGAUUCGUUAGCAGAGAGCGAUAAAAUUACGUUGGAAACUGCCAAGUUUUUGAAGGAGGAUUUUCUUCAACAAAACUCGUUCACGCCGUACGAUAAGUACUGCCCGUUUUACAAGUCCAUCGCGAUGUUGAAAAACAUCGUCUUGUUUUACGAUUUAUCCAACGCCGCGGUUGAGAGAACACAAAUGACCGACGGAGCUAAGAUUACGUUUAACGUCAUCCAAGCGCGAAUGGGAGAUUUGAUGUAUAGAAUUGCCAGUCAAAAGUUUGAAGACCCGGGGGAUGGAGAAGACGUGGUGCAACAAAGAUUGACGCAAUUAGAAGCCGAUUUGAUCGACGCGUUCAGAGCGUUGGAGGACGAGUUUAGAUAA
Bathycoccus prasinos is the source of this 1866-nucleotide messenger RNA. RefSeq lists its product with no specific name. Gene Ontology annotation, molecular function: proton-transporting ATPase activity, rotational mechanism; ATP binding; ATP hydrolysis activity. Bases 1 to 1866 code for a protein of 621 amino acids. The transcript has a single exon. Gene Ontology annotation, biological process: proton transmembrane transport; ATP metabolic process. The record is from RefSeq and is a predicted model, not a curated record. Gene Ontology annotation, cellular component: proton-transporting V-type ATPase, V1 domain; plant-type vacuole. NCBI's taxonomy places the organism in Eukaryota, Viridiplantae, Chlorophyta, Mamiellophyceae, Mamiellales, Bathycoccaceae.